GCCGUUGCAGAUGCAAAGAAAUCUUUAGAACUCAACCCCAGUAACGCUAUAGCUUUUCUCAGGAAAGGGUUAGGCGAAUAUCAUAUGAAAAACUACACAUCUGCUUUAGAGUCUUUCAGAGAGGGACAGAAGCUGGACAAUGUGGAUCACACCUUUACUGUUUGGAUUAAAAGAUGUGAGGAAACACUAAAUGUAUCGCAGACUGAAAUGAAUAUACAGCAGCAACCUCUGCCAUCAAAGAUCAAGUAUGACUGGUACCAAACAGAAUCCCAAGUGAUUGUGACUAUCAUGAUCAAGAAUGCACAGAAGGAUGCUGUCCAUGUACAGUUCUCAGAAAAAGAGAUGAGUGCAUCAGUGAGACUUCCAUCAGGUGAAGACUACAACUUAAAGCUUGUUCUUCUUCAUUCUAUAGUGCCAGAGCAAAGUACAUUUAAAGUGCUCUCAACUAAGGUUGAGAUUGUCAGGAAGAAGCCAGAAGCUGUAAGAUGGGAGAAGCUGGAGGGAGAGGGUGAUUCUCCAAAGCUAAAGCAAUUUACACCAGAUACCCAGCACUUAUAUCCAUCAUCCUCUCACUAUACAAGGAACUGGGAUAAACUGGUGGUUGAGAUCAAGGAAGAAGAGAAGAAUGAAAAGUUAGAAGGAGAUGCAGCUUUAAAUAAACUCUUCCAGCAAAUCUAUUCAGAUGGCACAGAUGAAGUGAAACGUGCCAUGAACAAAUCAUUUAUGGAAUCGGGAGGCACAGUUCUGAGCACUAACUGGUCGGAUGUUAGUAAAAAGAAGGUAGAAGUAAACCCUCCUGAUGACAUGGAAUGGAAAAAAUACUAAUCUUCGAUUUUCGUCCUUCACCAUCUAUGUAUUGGCAUAUUCAUGUACUGACCACUGUGUACGGACAUAGCAUUCUUGGAUUCAAAGCACUGAAUGUUCCUUGGGAAGCAGGAAUUGUCAUCUUUACAUUUUACGUGCUUUAGAAAUUCCUUCACCUGCAGAUGUUAAAGAUAUAAUCAACAAUUGAAGUCUGUUUUCAUCACUUCCGUCUUAAGUUUUUUUUUUUUCUUUUUUUUGAAAAUUGACUCAGUCACAGUAUAAAUUUUCUACCAGCUUUAUCAGCUCUGUUCUUUGGGGAUGGGAUGUUCCUUAAUGGGCUGUUCAGGAUUAUUGCCUUAUGCCUGAUAUUUCUGUUCAGAAACUUAAUAGAACUUGGCAACUUUGGGUAAAAACACUUUUCAACAACAGUGUUAAAAUUGUUUGCUCUUUAACUCUGCUAAAUAAAACUGUAAAUA
Molecule: messenger RNA, 1280 nt
Organism: Tinamus guttatus (white-throated tinamou)
Lineage: Eukaryota; Metazoa; Chordata; Aves; Tinamiformes; Tinamidae
Source: RefSeq, a predicted model, not a curated record